Messenger RNA from Anguilla rostrata (American eel), 1857 nucleotides. RefSeq names its product voltage-dependent L-type calcium channel subunit beta-2-like. The record is from RefSeq and is a predicted model, not a curated record. Gene Ontology annotation, molecular function: voltage-gated calcium channel activity; protein binding. The transcript has 13 exons. Gene Ontology annotation, cellular component: voltage-gated calcium channel complex. Gene Ontology annotation, biological process: calcium ion transmembrane transport. NCBI's taxonomy places the organism in Eukaryota, Metazoa, Chordata, Actinopteri, Anguilliformes, Anguillidae. The coding region runs from base 284 to 1462 and encodes 392 amino acids.
AGAGAGAACAGAUUCACACAACUUACCUCUGUGUAGCGGUGGCAGAUUCUCUAUCCACUAUUCUUUGACUCAGUUAAAGGCUGCACAUGACAAAUUAUAAAAAUGGGCUGUGGAAGCUCUAUAGGCAACUGACAUGAAGGCAGUUGUAUCUGCCAUUUUCAGGAAUCAGUCCUAACCAUUGUACAGAUGAAAUUAUCACAUAUCACUUUCACCUUUCAUUAAAAACGGGCCUCGGAUCUGGAUAAUUCAAAAAGCAGGAUCUCAUCUGUGGCAGACUGCUGGAAUGUAUAGACAGUACAGGAGAAAGCGUGAGCCAGAAAUUCCAGAGGUUACUCCUGAAGAAGAGGCAGCUCGAAAAGAGGCAGAGAAGCAGGCUAAGGAACAAAUUGAAAAAUCAAAGUUUAAACCUGUUGCAUUUGCUGUUCGUUCAAAUGUCAACUACACUCCAGGAGAUGAUGAUGGUGUACCUUCGCCUGGCACAGCUAUUCCCUUUGAAGCUAAAGACUUCCUUCACAUCAAAGAGAAAUACAAUAAUGACUGGUGGAUAGGGCGAUUGGUGAAGGAAGAAAGUGAGCUGGGCUUCAUCCCCAGCCCAGUGAAGCUGGAGGCCAUCCUGAUUAAACAUGAGCAGCAAGCUAGGAAAGCAAAGAUACAAGCCAGUAAAGCAGCAGCAACAAACUCCCAUUCCACAUCAGGGGAGAUGGUGCCUCACUCAAAGAAAUCUGCUCCUCCUCCUCCUCCACCACAGGCCCCCACAACCAAGCCAAAGAAAUCUACAGAACAUAUCCCAACAUACGAUGUCGUGCCUUCAAUGAGACCUGUGAUAAUGAUUGGGCCUUCACUCAAAGGCUAUGAGUUGACUGACAUGAUGCAAAAAGCACUCUUUGACUUUCUGAAACACAGAUUUGAAGGGAGAAUAUCAAUCACACGGGUCACAGCCGAUCUUUCCCUGGCCAAAUGCUCUGUGAUGAACAAUCCCAGUAAACAUGCACUAUUAGAUCGCUCAAGUCUCACUGAAGUUCAGAGUGAAGUUGAGCGAAUAUUUGAACUGGCUCGACCCCUGCAACUGGUGGUAUUGGAUGCUGACACGAUAAACCACCCAUCUCAGCUGGCCAAAUCCCCCCUGGCGCCCAUUAUUGUCUUUGUUAAGGUCAACUCUCCUAAGGUUUUACAGCAGCUGAUCAAGUCAAGAGGCAAGUCACAGUCCAAACAUAUGAGUGUCCAGAUGGUUGCUGCUGAAAAACUGGCUCAGUGUCCCCCUGAAACAUUUGACGUAAUAUUAGAUGAGAACCAGUUGGAUGAUGCAUGCGAGCAUAUUGCUCAUUACUUGGAAGCAUACUGGAGGUCAACCCAUCCUGAUGGCUGCUGUCCUCCCAACCCACUCCUGAUGGAUCUAGCUGCAGCCACAUUGCAGGUUGGGGACAGCACUACCCCUAUCUCUGACCUGCACGAACAGGGGUGAGCAAAAUGGCAAGAUUUUGGCUGAGAAGGGGAAGCACCAUCGACAGUGGGAGCAACAAGACGAACAUACUCACACCAGAGUACCACCCUGAAUACCAUACACACACCAAGAGUAGACCACUCACUUGCAAGAGCACCACACUCACAACCAGAGAGCAUCACACUCAUCUCAGAGUAGCAUACUUACAACCACAGAGCAGCACACUUCAGUUCACACACUAGAGUACCACAUUCACAACAUUCAAGAACCAGAUUGUACAGUACAUAGCUAAGUAAAUUCCCUUGUAACAGUUACUGCUGUAUGGUUUCAUAGUAUUGUCAUUUUAACCUUGGAUUACCUGCUAAUUGUUUUUAGGAACCAAUACAACUUAUGAUUAAUAACAACAUGAUUGUCAA